CUUUGGUUGUGUCGACUUUCUGUUUUGCGCUGAGACUGCAGAGAUUUGAUGGUCUCAGCUAUGUGAGUUGGUGCAGACACAACCUCGCCCUGCACCACCACUGGCUCUUCUAAUCUUCCUCAUCAUCUUCAAAACAGGAAACAGUUCAUGUGUUUGUUUCGCCGUCCUUUUCCAGGGAGAAAGAUGUCCGUUGGCUUCUCCGGGCCAGAGCCAGUUUAGGAAGAUCUCCAGGAAAACGCCAACGCUUGUUGUCGUGCUCGGGUUGUCAUUCGGAGGCAACUGUCAUCUCCGGGCACCAUUUGUUUACCCGCAGAGCUGUAUGGCUGUGAAUCGGGGCAGUGGGCUGUUUCCGUGGAGUUAAAGGCGAUGCGUGUUGUGCCAGGCCAAGGCGGGGACGGACUGGAGAUGCCAUCUGGCUAGCAGCGCUAACGGUGUCUGGACCACGGCUAGGUCACAAAACGCACAAUAUUUAGCACAUUAGUCGGCAACACGUGACUGUGUUUAUUAUUUUAUUUUUAAGACACUUAUUUGUCUGAAGUCAGUCAGACAGUUGGUGUUAACAAAGAAAGAUGCCGACAUAGCCAUUACUUUGUUCGCUAACCGAUUAAACGCAAAUGAAGACGUCAAGCUAGUGCUAGUCGGCUUCAACAUCAUAACAACUAAAGACACAUGCACAGCGUAAUUCACGGACACAAACACUGCAGGGUUGAAUGUCCAGCACUAAUACACUAAUGUUAAACUGACUACAAGUGAAGUAUUGCACAGCCUAGCAGGUGUAUGGACACGCGUCAUGUUUACUUAAAGGGGAGAUAACUGCAAAGACUUUUGAGCACCUCAACUGAUUUGGUUGUUUGGCACCUGCUAACCGUGUAAAUCACAACAAGGGGAAGACAGCCGCUCUAUCUGUUCACCAUGGAGGGAAAUGUGCAACAACAGAAAACCACUCCUUUAGCUCGGGAACUAACAAGGACAUUUAACAGCUACAACAAACACACCAUACAGCUGAAGAAGAACCUGAAGGAGACCAAUGCCUUCUUCCGGGAAAUCAGGCAAAAUUACAGCAAUGCUUGUGCAUCGACCAUGAGCUCGGAAUCAGCUUCUUUCGAGGCAGGCCAGCUCAGCUGCAUCUCUUUCCCCAGCCAUGAGGAAGAGUUCCUGCGCAACACUGUGGGCGCUGCCCCGUACAUCCUGGUACUGGGCCAGGACUGUGCCGCCCGCUAUCAGCUGCUCAACUGCCUCCUGGGGGAGAGGCUGCUGCCCCUGGGCCCUGAGGCCGGACAGGCUUGUGAAGGAGUCCAGGGCACGGUCUGCAAGAGGCGGAAGCUGUGUUUCACCCACGGGAGACAGACCCGGCUCAGCCUGGCGCUGCCCGGCCAGUACGAGCUUGUUCACCAGCUGGCAGCUAACUGUGGCCGCUGGGAUACCGUGCCCCGGGAAGACCUGGAGAUCCAUGAGGAAUGUGAGGACCCGGCCCACAGGCUGGCAGAGCUGGAGAUCACCCUGCAUCACCCACUGCUACAGGAAGCAAAGGUCAUGGUGGUGCCUUGCCCGAGUGUCCAGCCUAUAGAAGAGGUGCUGGAAGACUUCACCCGGGGAGUGGUCCCCAUCAUACUUUAUGCCAUCAACCAGGACUCUCUAAGCACAGAGCAGGUGGCAGAGCUCUGGAAGGUCAAAGAGUUGCUCUCCUUCCCCAUUUGUUUUGUCCGUAUCCCUGACAUUAUCCCAGCAGCCUCACCAGAGUCCGGCCGCCGUGGGGAGAAAGAGAAGGAGAGGGAGAAGAGCGCCCUCCAUAAGCAGCUGCUCUCCCUCGGCCUCCUCUGUGGCCCGACGGCAAACUGCCCCUGUGGGGCCCCUACACAGACACCCGCCCCUGGUGCCAAGCCCCAGAGCGUACUGGGUGAGGCUUUCGAAAGGCUCCAUCGGUUACUGGUGCCUUUUGCUCGCCUGGUGCUUCAGAACCAGCAGGUGGAGGCUGCCAACCUGCUUAAUGGGGUCCACUGUCGCUGUCUAGAUCUUUUCAUCAACCAGGCCUUUGACAUGCAGAGGGACCUGCAGAUUACACCCCGCAGGCUGGAGUACACCCGUGAGAAAGAGGGUGAACUUUUCACCUCCCUUAUGGCCAUCGCUAACCGUAAACAAGAAGAGAUGAAGGAGAUGAUUGUGGAAACGCUGGGCAGCAUGAAAGAGCAGCUGCUGGAGGACGCUGCCAACCUGGAGUUUACAGACAUCAUUGUAACAACCAAUGGAGAGCCCUUUACGUCAAAGGAGAUCAAAUCUUGCAUCCACCAGAUCCAGGAGCUGAUAGUGGUUCGCUUGAAUCAGGCCGUGGCCAAUAAGCUGAUCAGCUCUGUGGACUAUCUGAGGGAGAGCUUCGUAGGAACUCUGGAGCGAUGUCUCAACAGUCUGGAGAAGUCACACAUGGACACUUCUGUCCACAAUAUCACUUCCAAUCACCUCAAGCAGUUAUUGAAUGCUGCCUAUCAUGUGGAGAUCACCUUCACUUCAGGAUCCUCUGUCACCAGACUCUUCUGGGAUCAAAUCAAACAGAUAAUCCACAGGAUAACGUUUGUGAACCCACCAUCCAUCACUCCAGAGUGGAAGCGUAAAGUCGCCCAGGACGCCAUAGAAAGUCUCAGUGCUGCCAAAUUGGCCAAAAGCAUCUGCUCCCAGUUCAGAACGCGCCUCAACAGCUCCCAUGAAGCCUUCGCAGCAUCAUUGCGCCAGCUGGAGGAAGGACACACGGGGCGUCUGGAGCGCACCGAGGACCUGUGGCUGCGAGUGAGGAAGGACCACGCCCCCCGGCUGGCCCGCCUGUCUCUGGAGAGCCGCUCCCUCAGGGAUGUGCUGCUGCACGGCAAGCCUAAGCUGGGCCGAGAGUUGGGCCGCGGUCAGUAUGGCGUGGUGUACCUGUGUGACAGCUGGGGCGGACACUACCCGUGUGCCCUGAAGUCUGUGGUCCCGCCUGAUGAUAAACACUGGAACGACCUGGCUCUGGAGUUUCACUACACGAGGUCCCUGCCGAAGCACGAGCGGCUGGUGGACCUGCACGGCUCUGUGAUCGAUCACACCUACGGGGGGGGGUCCAGCAUCGCCGUGCUGCUCCUCAUGGAGCGGCUGCACAGAGACCUCUACACAGGCCUCAAGGCUGGUCUAUCACUGAAGGAGAGGCUUCUCAUCGCUCUGGACGUGGUGGAGGGGAUCCGCUUCCUGCAUGGUCAGGGCCUCUUGCACAGAGACAUAAAGCUAAAGAACGUUCUGUUGGACAAACAAAAUCGUGCAAAGAUAACGGACCUGGGCUUCUGUAAACCAGAGGCCAUGAUGUCCGGCAGCAUCGUAGGAACGCCCAUCCACAUGGCCCCGGAGCUUUUUACAGGAAAGUACGAUAACUCUGUUGAUGUUUACGCCUUCGGGAUCCUCUUCUGGUACCUCUGCACUGGUUCAGUCAAACUCCCAGAAUCCUUUGAGAAAUGCUCCAGCAAGGACCAGCUCUGGAAUAACGUUAAAAAAGGAGCCAGACCCGAGCGGCUGCCCACCUUCGACGAGGAGUGCUGGCUGCUGAUGGAGGCCUGCUGGAACGGGGACCCCCUGCAGAGGCCCCUGCUCGGUAUUGUGGAGCCCAGCCUGCAAAGCAUCAUGGUCCGGCUCUGCAACUGCGGCUCUGAACAGAAACGAAGCAGCCUCGAGGACUCAAACUGAAAACACUCUGGACAAACUAACACGUGUGUGACAGGGACGCGGAUCAGGAGUGUUUUCUUGUAUUUAUAAAAAACGGAGAUGAACAGGUGACCAAUGAAUAAUGUUUGAGCUGUCCUCCUUUGUCGGAUUUACACUAUUUAUGAGGAUUUGAUACAGACAAGACGUUUGAAAAUAUGUGUUUUAUUGUUUGUGCGUUGUGUAUUUGUAUACAAACUAUACUUCAUGCUUUUGUCGUAGCCGCCAUGCUAAUUGCUACUUGGUUAUAUAAUUGUUCCUAGAUGCAAAUUGUUUUUAAAGUAGUUCAUUCCCAGUGUUAUAACAAAAUAUAAAUAUAUAAAAGAUUAAUUUUAGAUUGUAUUUAAACUGAACAUUUCUGCAUCUAUACAAAAACAACUUUUUUAAUAAAAUGAUCUG
Messenger RNA from Gymnodraco acuticeps, 4110 nucleotides. It is a transcript of the gene dstyk, whose product is annotated as dual serine/threonine and tyrosine protein kinase. The record is from RefSeq and is a predicted model, not a curated record. Bases 913 to 3696 code for a protein of 927 amino acids. NCBI's taxonomy places the organism in Eukaryota, Metazoa, Chordata, Actinopteri, Perciformes, Bathydraconidae. Gene Ontology annotation, molecular function: protein kinase activity; ATP binding. Gene Ontology annotation, biological process: protein phosphorylation. The transcript has 14 exons.